This is a messenger RNA of Monopterus albus (swamp eel), 1650 nucleotides long. It is a transcript of the gene egln3, whose product is annotated as egl-9 family hypoxia-inducible factor 3. The coding region runs from base 245 to 829 and encodes 194 amino acids. Gene Ontology annotation, biological process: peptidyl-proline hydroxylation to 4-hydroxy-L-proline; cellular response to hypoxia. Gene Ontology annotation, molecular function: ferrous iron binding; L-ascorbic acid binding; peptidyl-proline 4-dioxygenase activity. NCBI's taxonomy places the organism in Eukaryota, Metazoa, Chordata, Actinopteri, Synbranchiformes, Synbranchidae. The transcript has 3 exons. The record is from RefSeq and is a predicted model, not a curated record. Gene Ontology annotation, cellular component: cytoplasm; nucleus.
ACCUCGCUGCAUCCUCAGUAAAAGCUCCGUGUUAACAUGAGCUCUGACACACACGGUCAGAGUGAUGUUCACUGUCGGAUCUCAUCUGUCAAACAUUCCGCCGGACUUUGCGCACGAAUCCCGGUGAAGUGACAGCGAACAGGAGUUACUCUCAGAUCAUCGGUGCUGUGGGACUCGAACAACUUUCAGCCGGUGACACUCGGGAUCAGACUCAAAUCAUCCCAGAACUGCCACAGACGUCAAGAUGCCUCUGAUCGAGCACGUAUCCUACUCGGACUUGGAGCGUUUGGCUUUGGAACGGGUCGUCCCGGGCUUGCUGGCUCACGGCUUCUGCUAUGUGGACGGUCUCCUCGGAGACCUGGCCGGGGGCACCGUGCUGGAGCAGGUGAAGGAGAUGCAACGCUCCGGAGCGCUGCAGGACGGCCGGCUGGCCGGCUCCGUCCCGGGCAUCCACCGGAGGAGCAUCCGCGGGGACAAGAUCGCCUGGGUGAGCGGGUCGGAGCGCGGCUGCGAGGCGAUCAGCUUCCUGCUCAACCUGGUCGAUAAGCUGGUGUCCGUGUGCGCCAGGCACCUCGGGAACAGGGCGAUCCGGGCGAGGUCCAAGGCCAUGGUGGCGUGUUACCCAGGAAAUGGCGCGGGUUACGUCAAGCAUGUGGACAACCCCAACUGUGACGGACGCUGCAUCACCUGCAUCUACUACCUCAACAAGAACUGGAACGCCAAGGAACACGGCGGCAUCCUCAGGAUCUUUCCAGAAGGGAAAUCCUACGUGGCCGACAUCAAGCCUCUGUUCCUGUUUCACUUGUCACUUUAUGACAAGACUGUUUAAAGAUGGACCUCACCUCCCUUUCUGCUCACGCUGCCUAGUGUACACCGUGGUCCGUUUAUUAGGAACCCCCCGUCUCAGACUGAUCCCAACAGUCCUGCAGUAAAUCCUCCUCGGUGAGAGUAGUGAUGUUCAGGUGCUGGUUCUCCUGUGUGAGCACAGUGGAGGCUGCAGCUUGUAACCACUAAGCUGUUUCCGGUGUUUAGCCCCGCUGAUGCAAAUGGAGUGGACAAGAUAAUAAAAUAACUGCAGCCUCCACAGUGGUCACACAGGUGAACCAGCACCUGAACAUUCACCUUUACUUAGUCUGACACAGCUGUUCCUAAUAAACUGACCACUGAGUGUACACUGUGUACUGGCCUGCAGAUGAGACUGCACGGAUUAUUUGAAAAUAAGACUUUAUAACAAAACCUAAGCUUAAAAACCAUAUUUCAGUUGGUCGAUGGUAACGAUAACUGAGUUUGUCACGUCGUGUGCUCCGCAGAGUAACUCCAGAUCACUAUGUACUCUUACUUUAUUGAAAUGUGUUGAGAGAAAACUGGAAAGUCCAGCUGCAUGUGCAGUUAGUGCUCAGAUUAAAUCCCAUUAGUAAUUAAAUUACAGGAGUCCACACCCUGAUUAAACAGGUGUUCACCUGCACAGACACAGUGGCUCUUUAUUCUCAGUGACAGCUAAUUAAAGUUUUCACAUCAUUUCAAGAUAAAACUGUCUCCUCUUCAGGCCAGUGUACUGCCUUUUCUGUAUUUCUCUUCCUGACCUGAUAUUGAUGUAGAGCAGGGGUUUUCAACCAGUGGUCCGUGGCCCGGUGGUCAGUGAAAGCACUG